Dendrobium catenatum is the source of this 555-nucleotide messenger RNA. RefSeq lists its product as uncharacterized. The record is from RefSeq and is a predicted model, not a curated record. NCBI's taxonomy places the organism in Eukaryota, Viridiplantae, Streptophyta, Magnoliopsida, Asparagales, Orchidaceae. Bases 1 to 555 code for a protein of 184 amino acids. The transcript has a single exon.
AUGGAAUCUCCUAUUCCUUCUAUCAAAGCUUAUUGGGACAUCAUCAAAAAGGAUUUCUGGAAUGCUAUCAACAAAUUCCUUGAGACGGGUUGUAUGGAUCCAAAUUGGAAAGAGACACUAAUUGUUCUCAUUCCCAAGUUGAGUAACCCGUUAGUGCCUUCAAAUUUCAGACCAAUUAGUCUAUGCAAAAUAGUAUACAAGGUGGCGACAAAGGUUAUCAUGAACAGGUUGUCUUCAAUUAUCCCCAAAUUGAUUUCUGAAGAGCAAGCAGCUUUUUUUGAAGGGAUAUCAUUAUCAGAUCAUGUGUUGGUAGCUCAAGAACUCACUCACAAACUCAGAUUUUCUAAAUCUUCAAAAGGAUUUAUUUCACUCAAAAAUGAUAUAGAGCAAGCCUAUGAUUCCAUGGGUUGGCCUACUUCGGAGAAAGCUUUGGAGUAUUUUGGUUUUUCAUCAAAGUUUUCAAAACUUAUUUUGGAAUGUGUUCAAGAACCAAAAUUCUCAAUUUUGAUCAAUGGCAACUAUUCUAGUUGGAUUAAUGCUAGAAGUGGCUUUUGA